Molecule: messenger RNA, 1014 nt
Organism: Knipowitschia caucasica
Lineage: Eukaryota; Metazoa; Chordata; Actinopteri; Gobiiformes; Gobiidae
Source: the annotation of a GenBank genome assembly
AUGCUAGUUGUUCUGAAGCUUGGACAGGGCAGUUGGGUGGUAGUGAGAAAAACCAGAAGACAGAGGCCACUGCCCCAACCUGCUGCUCCCUGGUGCUCCCUGGUGCUCCCCCCAUGGUUCUCCCUCCCUGCUGCUCCCUCCCUGCUGCUCCGUCCCUGGUGCUCCCUCCCUGGUGCUCCCUCCCUGCUGCUCCCUUCCUGCUGCUCCUUCCCUGGUGCUCCCUCCCUGCUGCUCCCUCCCUGGUGCUCCCUCCCUGGUGCUCCCUCCCUGGUGCUCCCUCCCUGCUGCUCCCUCCCUGGUGCUCCCUCCCUGCUGCUCCCUCCCUGGUGCUCCCUCCCUGGUGCUCCCUCCCUGCUGCUCCUUCCCUGCUGCUCCGUCCCUGGUGCUCCCUCCCUGCUGCUCCCUCCCUGGUGCUCCCUCCCUGCUGCUCCCUCCCUGGUACUCCCUCCCUGCUGCUCCUUCCCUGGUGCUCCCUCCCUGCUGCUCCCUCCCUGCUGCUCCCUCCCUGCUGCUCCCUCCCUUGUGCACCCUCCCUGCUGCUCCCUCCCUUGUGCUCCCUCCCUGGUGCUCCCUCCCUGGUGCUCCCUCCCUGCUGCUCCCUCCCUGGUACUCCCUCCCUGCUGCUCCUUCCCUGGUGCUCCCUCCCUGCUGCUCCCUCCCUGCUGCUCCCUCCCUUGUGCACCCUCCCUGCUGCUCCCUCCCUUGUGCUCCCUCCCUGCUGCUCCCUCCCUGGUGCUCCCUCCCUGCUGCUCCCUCCCUGCUGCUCCCUCCCUGCUGCUCCCUCCCUUGUGCUCCCUCCCUGGUUCUCCCUCCCUGCUGCUCCCUCCCUUGUGCUCCCUCCCUGGUUCUCCCUCCCUGGUGCUCCCUCCCUUGUGCUCCCUCCCUGGUUCUCCCUCCCUGGUGCUCCCUCCCUGGUUCUCCCUCCCUGGUGCUCCCUCCCUGGUGCUCCCUCCCUGGUGCUCCCUGUACUUCUCCAGCCACAAUGCCCCAAAUACAGGGUUUAGUCUCCUGUAA